UUGGAUGAUUGCCAGCUUUUAUUCUGAGAGGAAGAUGUGCAAAAAGGUUUAGCCAAAUCAUUUUAAAAUAAAUAAACUGCAUCAGUGGCUUUCUCCACCUUUCUCUGCUAUCUAGAAAGCAGAGUGUCAGAGAGUCAGUGAGGACAUGAGGAUGGGACUCACUUUAGUUUGUGUGCCGGGGCUUUUCUUGAUGAAUAUUCUCCUCUACUGUGGACACGCUCAAGAGACUUCGCUGUCCAUUGAUCCAAACAGGUCCACUUUCUUUACUGGAGAGUCUGUUACCUUCACAUGUGACGUGAGGAUGGGAGAACCUUUCAACAAUCCCAAACUCUGGGAUUGUUCAAUCAUUAGGAAUGGUCAUAAGUUUCUCUCCAACACUUUAAAUAAGAUAUCUAUAUCUCUAACUCCAGAAUACAGUGGUGAAUACCAAUGUGUUGCAACUUGCAAGAUCGUCUCACUGAUAAGAAUAGAAAGUAAUACAAUCUCUAUAACUGUAUCAGAUAAACCCAAGCCGGUCCUCACUGUGUCUCCAUUGUGGCCGAGUCCUGGAGACUCAGUGACUCUGACCUGCAGGGUUGAACAUCCAUCUGCAGGAUGGAGGUUCUUCUGGUACCAGGUUGUUCCCAAACUGGAGUCCUACAGCUAUGAGCUGCUACCUGGUAGCUCCACUGGGACUGAAGAGGACUCCUUCAUUGUUCAUGGACAGACGCACACAGCAGGAUAUGUGUGCAGAGCUGGAAGAGGAGAUCCAUUGUUCUACUCUUCGUAUAGUGAACCUCAGUUCAUCUGGUCUGGAGAUUUCCAUCCAGCAGCGUCUCUCACAGUGAGUCCUCCCAGAAUGCAGUUCUUCAGCAAAGAUUCACUGUCACUGAGCUGUGAGGGAAACUCUACUGAGUGGAGAGUGAGAAGGUUUAUUAAAUAUGACCACCUGGCAUAUUGUUCUUCCUGGGGAACCAUGACUGGAUCUACAUGCAGCAUCAACUCUAAUGGGAUUAGUGGAGUGUACUGGUGUGAGUCUGAAACAGGACAGUUCAGCAAUGCAGCCAACAUCACUGUACAGAGCGGUGAUGUCAUCCUGGUGAGCUCUGUCCAUCCUGUGACUGAGGGACAUUCUGUCACUCUCAGCUGCAGGUUGAGGACAGAAAAGGUUCUUUAUAGCGUGGAUUUCUAUAAAAAUGGCAAACUCAUCUCAAAUGAUGCCAGCGGGGAGCUGUUUAUCUCUGAAGUUACAAAGUCAGAUGAAGGUUUUUAUAAAUGUGAAGGAAGAGAUUCAUCACAAGGUUUCAGGAGUUUGAAGUCACCAAAGAGUUGGUUGUCAGUUAAAUCUGCAACAACAAGCUCUCCAGUUCCCGUGCUGUUGGUUGUUGGUCUGGUUUGUGGAGUUUCACUGAUUAUUCUGCUGCUGCUGGUUCUGUAUUGCUACAGAAAGUCAAAAGAUUCACGCCUCGUGAGGUCUCAGAGCACCAAUCAGAGCCCAGCUACAGACCACAUGACCAACCAGGUUGAAACUCAAAACAAUGCAUAUGCCUCUCUUCUCCAUGGUGAUUCUUGUCUCUAUGAAACAAUCAGAGGCUCUGAAGAACCUGGACAUGAUAUUUGGCUGUCCACUGAUCCAAACAGGUCCACUUUCUUUACUGGAGAGUCUGUUACCUUCACAUGUGACGUGAGGACAGGAGAAGAGACUGGCUGGUUGUACUCAUUCAGGAGGAAUGGCGUUAAUUUUCUCUUCUACAGCACAGACAAGAUAAUUAGAUCACCACCUGUAACUCCAGGCUUCACUGAGAAAUAUCAGUGUUAUGCAACUCACAAGAGAUCAUCAGCUGUUUUCAUAGAAAGUAAUAAAGUGUCUCUAACUGUAACAGAUAAACCCAAGCCGGUCCUCACUGUGUCUCCAUUGUGGCCGAGUCCUGGAGACUCAGUGACUCUGACCUGCAGGGUUGAACAUCCAUCUGCAGGAUGGAGGUUCUUCUGGUACCAGGUUGUUCCCAAACUACCAUACUCCUACAGCUAUGAGCUGCUACCUGGUAGCUCCACUGGGACUGAAGAGGACUCCUUCAUUGUUCAUGGACAGACGCACACAGCAGGAUAUGUGUGCAGAGCUGGAAGAGGAGAUCCAUUGUUCUACUCUUCGUAUAGUGAACCUCAGUUCAUCUGGUCUGGAGAUUUCCAUCCAGCAGCGUCUCUCACAGUGAGUCCUCCCAGAAUGCAGUUCUUCAGCAAAGAGUCACUGUCACUGAGCUGUGAGGGAAACUCUCCUGAGUGGAGAGUGAGAAGGUUUAUUAAAUAUGUACACCUGGCAUAUUGUUCUUCCUUGGGAACCAUGACUGGAUCUACAUGCAGCAUCAACUCUAUUGGGAUUAGUGGAGUGUACUGGUGUGAGUCUGAAACAGGACAGUUCAGCAAUGCAGCCAACAUCACUGUACAGAGCGGUGAUGUCAUCCUGGUGAGCUCUGUCCAUCCUGUGACUGAGGGACAUUCUGUCACUCUCAGCUGCAGGUUGAGGACAGAAAAGGUUCUUUAUAAAGUGGAUUUCUAUAAAAAUGACAAACUCAUCUCAAAUGAUGCCAGCGGGGAGCUGUUUAUCUCUGAAGUUACAAAGUCAGAUGAAGGUUUUUAUAAAUGUGAAGGAAGAGAUUCACCACAAGGUUUCAGGAGUUUGACGUCACCAGAGAGUUGGUUGUCAGUUAAAUCUGCAACAACAAGCUCUCCAGUUCCCGUGCUGUUGAUUGUUGGUCUGGUUUGUGGAGUUUCACUGAUUAUUCUGCUGCUGCUGGUUCUGUAUUGCUACAGAAAGUCAAAAGGUCUCAGAGCACCAAUCAGAGCCCAGCUACAGACCACGUGACCAACCAGGUUGAAACUCAAACAAUGCAUAUGCCUCUCUUCUCCAUGGUGAUUCUUGUCUCUAUGAAACAAUCAGAGGCUCUGAAGAACCUGGACAUGGGAACAAUAAUGAACCAGAGGAGAGCGUUUACUCCAAUGUGACGAUGGGAACAGCUGCAGGUCAAUAACACACCUUUAAUGACAGAACCAGUGGAAUGGAUGUCAAUAUGAAAAACCACAUCCUUGUCUUUUUUUUUUAUAAUCAUUGUGUGAAUUUCUUCUUUCCUUCUA
Cyclopterus lumpus (lumpfish) is the source of this 3111-nucleotide messenger RNA. RefSeq lists its product as uncharacterized. Bases 146 to 2842 code for a protein of 898 amino acids. The transcript is spliced from 20 exons. NCBI's taxonomy places the organism in Eukaryota, Metazoa, Chordata, Actinopteri, Perciformes, Cyclopteridae. Gene Ontology annotation, biological process: cell surface receptor signaling pathway. Gene Ontology annotation, molecular function: transmembrane signaling receptor activity. The record is from RefSeq and is a predicted model, not a curated record.